AUGUCGAUUAUAUAUCUAUGGUCUCAAUAUAAUCGAGAUAAGAUUGUUACCUUUAUGUUCGGGCUGACUUUUAAGGCUGCCUAUUUCCCAUUUGUCCUACUAGCCUAUGAAUUUAUAGCUAGUAAAACAAUACCAAUAAGAUCAAUUGUUGGAUUAUGUUCUAGUCAUCUCUAUUAUUUCCUCGAUGAGCUAUAUCCAGCUUCAGGAGGCCCUAGACUUACCAAAACACCAGGGUGGCUUUACAGGUAUUUCCCAUCAGGUGGUAGUUCCAGUGGAUUACGUAGAGCCUAUGGAAGAAUCUUUACGCCAAAUACGGAGUCACAGCAACAUUCUAGCGGAUAUAAUUGGGGAAGAGGGCGACGAUUAGGAACGUAA
Messenger RNA from Ambispora gerdemannii, 375 nucleotides. NCBI's taxonomy places the organism in Eukaryota, Fungi, Glomeromycota, Glomeromycetes, Archaeosporales, Ambisporaceae. The record is from the annotation of a GenBank genome assembly.